UUAAGGAAUCUGAUGGAGGACAAGUCAAGAAACAAAAGAUAGAACAAGCUAGGGCAAAGUUAAUCAAGAACCCAAGGAAAUAACAGAUUUCUAAAAGAAAAGUUAAAGUUAGAGGUUCAAGCGUUGGAAAAGUCCGAAAGCCAGCACUUCACCAUGAGUACCUUUGGCUACCGCGGGGAGCUGAAGAAGUACGAGGAGGUGGAUGAAGACGAGCUCCUGGCCACGCUGUCCUCUGAGGAGCUCCAGGAGCUUGAGAGGGAGCUGGCUGACCUCGACCCUGACGAUAACAUCCCCAUUGGCCUCAGACAAAAAGACCAGACCGCCAAAAUCCCAACCGGGACGUUUGACAGGGAUGCUCUGCUGAAGUACUGGGACGAUGAGAACAAGAAGCAGCUGGAAGAUGAAAAGGUGGAAUCCAACCCUGGACAGGAGAGACAUACAGAUAAGAGCAGGGGGAUGGUGACCACCAGCAAGGCCUGCAAGACUCUGGAGAGCGACAGGAAGAAGAUUUCACACAAGGGGAAGAAAGUGGGGAAGAGUGUUUUGGGCAAAAAUGACACAAAAGAAGAUCAAGUGGAAAAGAAAGAUGAGUGUAAAAAAGAGGUUUUGCGAGGGAGUAAUAUUGUACAGAAGAAUGGCCUGUCAAAAGGCUCGAGGAGUGAACCCAGAGCAACUGAAACCUCAAGCCAGAACCUGGAUGUGAUCCCUGAAAGACCCAGUGGGAACCCCAUUGUUAUCGACAAAGCUCUGGAGCAGGUUCUGAGUGAUGACUCUGCAAUGACGGAGGUCAACCUCAAUAACAUUGAAGACAUCUCUCAGGAUACCUUGCUACGUUUUGCGGAGGCCUUGUGCACAAACACUCAUGUCAACGUUUUCAGCCUUGCCAACACCCGUGCUGAUGACCGGGUUGCCUUCGCAGUCUCUAAGAUGCUCUGUGAGAAUCACUCCAUCAGAAACCUCAACAUUGAGUCCAACUUCAUAUCUGGUCAGGGCAUCCUGGCUCUGCUGGCGGCGCUGAAGCACAACAGGACACUGGUUGAACUCCGCUUCCACAACCAGAGGCACAUCUGUGGGGGGAAGGUGGAGAUGCAGAUGGUCCAGCUGCUGAGAGAAAACACCACUCUGCUUAAGCUUGGCUACCAGUUUGAGCUCCCGGGCCCGAGGAUGACGGCAACUGGCAUUCUGACGCGCAACCAGGACCAACAGCGGCAGAGGAGGCUCCAACAGAGGAAGGAGCAGAGCCCUACAGAGGUGCCCGGGCAGGGUGGUGAUUCAACAGCAGGAAACAAACCACCUAAAAAACCGUCACAUCACAAAGUUGAAAAUCAGAAAAAAACCCCUCUUCUAUCUCAAGAUCCACCAACAAGGAAGAUCGCUGAAAUGGUAAAACAGCAUGAAUGCUCAAACAGCACAAAGGUCCAGAUAAAUCAGAGGAAACCUAAGUUGAAGAAGCUCAAGAACGGCGCAAACGAAAAAGAGAGUUCAGAUAUUCUAAAAGACCUGAAGAACUCCUUGAAGCCAUCGAUGCAGAAGAGACGAGACGAAUCCUCCCGCCUGCCGCCCCCUCAGAGGUCAAGUCGUGAUGAUCUGAUGGCAGCGAUCCGUGGGAGCAGCAUCAGUUCCUUAAAAAGGGUGGAUAUGUCACAGACCUGAACUGCCUGAUUGAUCACACCUAAACUGUUGUCACCUGAUAUUGAAAUAUUUCAUUUUUGUUUCACACUAAAUGUCACUUUUUAACAGUAUUUGGUUAACCUUGGCACAUGAUGUAGCAGCAGACUGAGUUUCUGUAUGUUUCAUGUAUCAUUGUUGUAUUUUGUUACUGUGUGUGAAAUGUUCUGUGAAUAUAGAUGUGUAGGGAAAUAAACUUUAAAUUCAGA
Molecule: messenger RNA, 1877 nt
Organism: Stegastes partitus (bicolor damselfish)
Lineage: Eukaryota; Metazoa; Chordata; Actinopteri; Pomacentridae
Gene: lmod2a
Product: leiomodin 2 (cardiac) a
Exons: 3
Coding region: 154-1653 (499 amino acids)
Biological process (GO): pointed-end actin filament capping; myofibril assembly; muscle contraction
Cellular component (GO): myofibril; cytoskeleton; striated muscle thin filament
Molecular function (GO): tropomyosin binding; actin binding
Source: RefSeq, a predicted model, not a curated record